GGGGCUGCCUGGCGGAGCCGACCCGUUUCCCGCCGGCUUGCGCGGAGUCUGGUGUGCGCAGAGCCGUGGGGCCCUGCGGGUGCUGAAGGGCCGGGGUCGUGGACCCCGCAAGGUGUCAGCAGCACGGAGGUGCAGGGUGUCGUCGAGGGUGCGGGGCCGGGCGCAGCCGGCGGCGCGCUCCGCCCCGGGGCCCCCGCCCCCGCCCCUGCUCUGGCCCAGGCCCUGGCUCCGGCCCCUGUCCCGGCCCCGGCCUCGCAGUUCGCCCUCCUGGUGAUGCGCCCCUGCGGCGGGCAGGACGACUCUGCGGCCGAGGGCGUCCCGAGGCAGGCUCCGGCCCUGGGGGACGGCGCCGGGGCGGGCAAGCCCAUUCGGUACCUGUGCGAAGUGGCGGCGGCCGGCGAGGAGGAGGCGGGGGACGACGAGGCCGACCUGCUGGACGCUUCUGACGCCCCGGGGGGAGGCGAGAGCACGGCUAGUUUGGAGGACCUGGAGGACGAGGAGACCCACUCCGGGGGCGAGGGUGGCAGCGGGGGAGCCCGGCGACGGGGCGGCGGCGGGGGCAGCACGAGCAAGACCUGCACCUUCGAGGGUUGCAGCGAGACCACGAGCCAGGUGGCCAAGCAGCGCAAGCCUUGGAUGUGCAAGAAACACCGCAACAAGAUGUACAAGGACAAGUACAAAAAGAAGAAAAGUGACCAGGCCCUGAACUGCAGUGGGGCCGCCCAGGCCGGCAGCGCAGGAAACGUCAGACUGGAGGAAAGUACAGAUAACAUACUCUCCAUUGUUAAACAAAGAACAGGAACCUUUGGGGAUCGUCCUGCAAGACCUACUCUUUUAGAACAAGUGUUAAAUCAAAAAAGACUGUCCUUACUAAGAAGCCCAGAAGUGGUGCAAUUUUUACAGAAACAGCAACAACUAUUAAAUCAGCAAGUUUUGGAGCAAAGACAGCAGCAGUUUCCAGGAACAUCAGUGUGAAGGAAUUUGUCAAGAAGAUUCACAUGUUUUUUAUUUUGUAUAGUAGAUGGACAUAUUUUUAUACUAAAGAUAAAUGGGAUAAGAUAUUCUAGUAAAGCAUAAACAGUCAUUUUCCUAUAAAUGUAUGUGUGCAUUUGAGGAUACAUAAGUAUUGCACUUUGUGCAUCUAAUCCUUUCAUAUUGCCAUGAAUCUGAAGAAACAGCCUAUCUUUCCAAAGUAACAUUUAAUUACACUUGUUUUUAUAAGCAUAGUGUUUCACUUCAGUCAUUGUUACUGAAGGUAAUGAAGCAGUUACUUUCUGUGGAAGUCACAAAAUUAGUACAUAUUAAUCUUUGAUCAUUAGUUCAGUGGUUCUUAUUAAGGGCAGUCAGAAAGGAUGGAUAUGUUUUUGGUAGUCACAGUGACCUUGAAACUCCUAGUUUUUAGUGAAUGGAUCAGGAAUCCUAAAUGUCCUACCAUGUCUGGAAUGACCGUUCACAACUAAUGAUUAUCUCACCCACAAUGCCAGUAAUCCUCCUCUUAAGAAACACUGAUAGUGUGAAAAUGAGUGGGAAAUAUCAGUGAGGGUGACAGAACAUGAGACACUCCUAACUCUAGGAAAUGAACAAGGGGUGGUAGAAAGGCAGGUGGGCGGGGGAUGGGGUGACUGGGUGAUGCGCACUGAGGGGGCACUUGACAGGAUGAGCACUGGGUAUUAUGCUAUAUGUUGGCAAAUUGAACUCCCAAUAAAAAAAUAUACAAAAAAACCCCACUGAUAGUUGUGAUACUACUUGUGAUAAUAAAAUGUAGUUGGGGUACCUAGAAUUGGGUUCUUGAAAUAACUUUUUCUUCACAGUUAAGACUGAAGCUGUCAAAGAGGUAAGUGUAUUUUAAAUAUAUAAGGAAAAUGAUCAUUGUUAGUUAUCUGUGAAAUUAGGAUGUGUAUUUCUUUCCCAGAGAUGUGCUGGUAAAACCUAGGAGAGGAGCUUAAUAAGUACACUGGAAUGAAAGCCUCUCUUCUAAAGUUGGCUUCUCGCUUCAUGUUAACUACUUGUGUUACUCUUUUAAAGCAGACUUGUUGAAUUUGUGAACAGGUAUAGAUGUAUCUCAUUCUACCAAUGUCAAGACGAAAACCAUUUUUUAAAACUCAUUUCCUUUUCAAAAUAAGAAUAACACUCCCGCAUUUUUUCAGGAGCUUUCAAAAUUGAGCUAAUUUAAGACCGUGUUAUUCCUGAAGUAAUGUUCAAAGAAUGAUGGGUCAUCUGGAUAGAUACUUUUUUCUUGCAUUGUCUCCUAGGAAAACUUUUAAAAGGCAAACCUAUCAAUAAGAGUCAAAAAUCAAAUGUCAAGAGAGUAUUUCCGGGCAGCCUGGGUGGCUCAGCGGUUUAGCGCUGCCUUCAGCCCAGGGCAUGAUCCCAUGUCGGGCUCCCUGCAUGGAGCCUGCUUUUCCCUCUGUCUCUGUUGCUACCUCUCUGUUUCUUAUGGGUAAAUAAAUAAAAUCUUUUUUUAAAAAGCAUUUCCAAUGUUAGAUAAUUUAUGUUUUUGGUUUUUUUUUAAUUUUUAUUUAUUUAUGAUAGUCACAGAGAGAGAGAGAGAGAGGCAGAGACACAGGCAGAGGGAGAAGCAGGCUCCAUGCACCGGGAGCCCGAUGUGGGAUUCGAUCCCGGGUCUCCAGGAUCGCGCCCUGGGCCAAAGGCAGGCGCCAAACCGCUGUGCCACCCAGGGAUCCCUAAUUUAUGUUUUUUAAGUUUGUGCAAAAGUGUGUUGGUUUCUUAGGUUUAAAGCCCUAAAAUGUAUAUUAAGUUAAACUUUAUUUAUUUAUUUAUUUACUUACUUACUUAAAGAUUUUAUUUAUUCAUCCAUGAGAGACACACACACACACACACAGAGGCAGAGACACAGGCAUAGGGAGAAGCAGGCCCCACAAAGGGAACCUGACGUGGGACUCGAUCCCAGGGUCCAGGAUCAGUCCCUGGACUGAAGGUGGGCACUAAACUGCUGAGCCACCUGGGCUGCCCUCUAUUUUUUAUGUGUGUUUUGUGUCUGUAUAUAUGUGC
Nyctereutes procyonoides (raccoon dog) is the source of this 3012-nucleotide messenger RNA. It is a transcript of the gene RFXAP, whose product is annotated as regulatory factor X associated protein. Gene Ontology annotation, cellular component: nucleus. The annotation marks the transcript as partial. The transcript has 3 exons. Lineage: Eukaryota; Metazoa; Chordata; Mammalia; Carnivora; Canidae. The record is from RefSeq and is a predicted model, not a curated record. Gene Ontology annotation, biological process: regulation of transcription by RNA polymerase II.